Molecule: messenger RNA, 1184 nt
Organism: Manduca sexta (tobacco hornworm)
Lineage: Eukaryota; Metazoa; Arthropoda; Insecta; Lepidoptera; Sphingidae
Product: histone H2A
Exons: 1
Coding region: 176-550 (124 amino acids)
Cellular component (GO): nucleosome
Molecular function (GO): DNA binding; protein heterodimerization activity; structural constituent of chromatin
Source: RefSeq, a predicted model, not a curated record
AAAAAAAAAAAAAAAAAAAAGUUAUUUUUUAACUAUAUCACUUUAUUCGAGAGCGCAUCGUAACGUAUCGUAUCGUAUAGCAGUGUAAUAUAACAUAAUAUUAUAUAGCACGUACAUUUGCGUUCUAUAUUCUUUUCUUUUUUUGUUUUUGAUUUAAAAACAACAACACUACAUCAUGUCUGGACGUGGUAAAGGCGGCAAAGUCAAGGGGAAGGUCAAGUCUCGUUCUAACCGUGCCGGACUGCAAUUCCCCGUGGGACGUAUACAUAGACUGUUGCGUAAUGGAAAUUACGCGGAACGCGUUGGCGCCGGUGCACCUGUUUAUCUAGCCGCCGUUAUGGAGUACCUAGCCGCUGAAGUUCUAGAGUUGGCAGGAAACGCCGCUAGGGACAACAAGAAAACCAGAAUCAUACCUAGACAUCUUCAAUUGGCGAUAAGAAACGACGAGGAGUUAAACAAACUUCUCUCCGGUGUGACCAUCGCACAGGGCGGCGUGUUGCCGAACAUUCAAGCGGUGCUGUUGCCCAAAAAGACCGAGAAGAAGGCUUAAUUAAUUAGUUAGUAAUUAAUUAUACCUUUAUAAAAUACCUAAAACUGUAACACCGACGCUGCGUGGGCACGCGUUGCACGUCGCAAACCAUGAGCGAGCGAGUGAGCGCGCGCGCGCAUACAUAAAAAAAAUUUAAUAAAUAAAGCGCGUGCGUGAGUUGUUAGGUAAAUGGACAAAACAAAAGGCCCUUUUCAGGGCCGCAAUAUGAUUCUUACUAUCUACUAUAUACUCAUUACUUACUUAUACAAUUGUAUACGUAAUGAGUGAGUAACAAAUAAUGUUUCGUUUCGACAAUGAACGUUUAAUUCUACAAUAUUAUUAGUAUUUGUUCACCUCUAAUAUACACUAGAAUUGAGAUUAUGACACGAUAAAUAAUAUUUACCUUAUCACUGACUCAAUAAUUAACCAACCAAUCUACCUACCUACCUACCUACCUAUCAAUACUCGCCCAAACUCAGGGCGAGUUCGCAAUGAACAUAUUCAUGUAUUAUUAAUUAAUACACAGUAGUAUUUGAUGGUCGACAUAAUACUAUUAUGAUGUUUGUGCUAAAAAAAAAUCAUCCAAAAUCGUCCGAAAAUAGAACUGAGUUUAAGUAUUAACUAAAAAAAAAAAAAAAAAAAAAAAAACACAAAA